Molecule: messenger RNA, 1918 nt
Organism: Mytilus trossulus (common blue mussel)
Lineage: Eukaryota; Metazoa; Mollusca; Bivalvia; Mytilida; Mytilidae
Product: tRNA-splicing endonuclease subunit Sen2-like
Exons: 10
Coding region: 144-1859 (571 amino acids)
Biological process (GO): tRNA-type intron splice site recognition and cleavage; tRNA splicing, via endonucleolytic cleavage and ligation
Cellular component (GO): tRNA-intron endonuclease complex
Molecular function (GO): nucleic acid binding; tRNA-intron lyase activity
Source: RefSeq, a predicted model, not a curated record
UCACGUGACAAUGCUGACUUCCGUUCUCAAUAUUAACCUCUACAUGUGCAAUGAGAAAGAUUGGUUUGAUAAACAUAUGGCUAAAGAAAGGGUUCUAAAUCAAAACAAGUAGAUCAAUUAAGUAAAGGUUUCUUUUUGUUGGUAUGGCAUUCUCCAAGCUGGUUAAUCCAAAAAAGAAGAAAAGAGUACAUGCAGUCAAAGAGUCACCAUUUCCAGUUCCUAUAGCAACAGAACAAUAUGAAAACACAUGGUUCUACUACACAGGUUAUCUCCAUGACAACCACAUAGAAAUCAAACAUAGUGGAGAUAUUGACAGGUUGUACAAAAUGGGAUUUUUUGGAAAAGGUACUUUAUCCAGAAGUAAGCCAGAGUUUAAUCAGCGCUUCAAAACAGUGGCCAUUCCAAACAAAAAAGGGGAGACAAUCAGUGCAAGAAUUAUGAGUAGGAGAAGUUAUGUACACAGACUAAACUGGUACUUAGAACAAAUAAAGGGGACAUCACCCCAUUAUACAGAAUAUGAUAGUUCUGAAGAACUCAAGGAGGACCCAGAAAUAGCUAAGGAUGUAACAAAAGACGAAGAAAAUACAUCAAAACCAAAUAUUGAUGAUGGCAAUAAAUUAUUUCAUUCACAAUCAAAACCAUUGAAGGCAAUGCCUACAGACUUGUGGGCAGAACCAGUAAACCAAUGGGAAACCAGUAACACAGGAAGUAAAGAGGACUUAUGGGAAGAGGAUGAUGAUUUCUGGGGAGAAGAGUCUUCAUCUGCUUCAGUAUCUGGAAUAAAUAAAACUCAAAACAUUGCAAUGCAUAAAUCUGAGGAUAUUUGGAAUGAUGAUUCUAAGAAUAAGUCUGAAUUUCUUGAGGUCACCGAGUUCAAGGACACUGAUUCUUCAAACAGAAAGAAUUUUAUAUCUCAAUUGGACAAGAAUUCUGAGAAAGAAUCCAUUUCAGGACAUGAAAAUCAUGGAGAUGUAAAUAAAUUGAUCAAAGAAACACAAUUUAAUCAAAGAGAUGCCAUUUCAAUUGACAAUCCUGAAAUAAAAAUGGAUGUUGAGAUUGACAGCAAAAACAGUGAUUUCCAAAUUUCCCAAACAAAUGUAUUAGUAAAUGUUUUACCAUUAACAACUGAAAAAUCUAAACUGUCGGAUAUAGAAAGUACAGAUAGUGAUAUAGACUCUCUGUGUAAGUCAGAUGAUACUGAAGGGGAGCUCUUUAUUGUUGAUGAUUCUGACAGUGAGGGAGAGGUUUGGAAGAGAAGAAAAUUAUCUAGAAAAAAGAAGAAAUGGAGACCUGUUUUAAAAAAGGAUCCAUUCUUUGUUAAAGAAAGUCUUCAUUUAUCAUUUGAGGAGGCAUUUUUCUUGUCUUAUGGUCUUGGUUGUCUGGUUGUUAAAGAUGAAAAAGAAAGAACUCCAGAUUUAACAGAGAUGUGGCAGACGUUCAGUAGUAGACAACAAACAUUCAUACCUAACUAUAUAGCUUAUCAUUACUACAGGAGUAAAGGAUGGGUGCCCAAAACGGGACUCAAAUUUGGCUCAGAUUUCAUAAUAUACAAAGAAGGACCAGCUUUUUAUCAUGGUAGCUAUUCAGUGAUAGUUAAGAUGAUAUGGGAAGAUUCUCUAGAGGAAGACCCUAAAUACCACACUAGAGACCUCACCUGGACCAAUCUGGCAGGGCUAAACAGACUGACUGAACAAGUAUCUAAGGAAGUCUUGUUAUGUCAUGUGAUUAGACCUAACAAUUUAACAGAGGAAGAUCUAUUGUCACCUAAAUGUAUCCCACAAUUCAAAGUUAAGGAAGUGGUUAUAUCAAGAUGGGUGUCAUCACAAGAAAGAGAGAAACAUACAGAGGAAAUACCUUGACCCGAAAACAUUGAUCAACAUUUUAUUUAUUCUGAGAUAAUAAAUUUUUAGUAAACAAA